This is a messenger RNA of Malaclemys terrapin pileata, 5626 nucleotides long. It is a transcript of the gene INVS, whose product is annotated as inversin. Gene Ontology annotation, biological process: protein localization to ciliary inversin compartment. Gene Ontology annotation, cellular component: ciliary inversin compartment. The record is from RefSeq and is a predicted model, not a curated record. The coding region runs from base 100 to 3342 and encodes 1080 amino acids. NCBI's taxonomy places the organism in Eukaryota, Metazoa, Chordata, Testudines, Emydidae. The transcript has 17 exons. Gene Ontology annotation, molecular function: protein binding.
GCGGCCCCGAUAGGCACCCGCUCCUCCCCUCCCUGCAGCGCCGGGAGGGGCCCCGCGGCGGCGGCCCAGAUUCAGCCUGUGACAAUACCUGGGAAGAGUAUGAAUGUUUCAGAGAACUGGCUGUUCAAUGGUUCCUCGUUAGCAUCUCAAGUUCAUGCUGCUGCUAUUAAUGGAGAUAAGGGUGCCCUCCAAAAGUUAAUAGCAGGAAACCCUGAGUUGAAAGAUAAAGAAGACCAGUUUGGGAGAACUCCUCUCAUGUACUGUGUGUUGGCUGACAGGCUAGAUUGUGCUGAGGCCUUGCUGAAGGCAGGAGUAGGUAUUAAUAAAGCUGAUCAUAGCCAGAGAACUGCUCUCCACCUUGCUGCACAAAAGGGAAAUUAUCGCUUCAUGAAACUUUUACUUGCUCGUAGAGCAAACUGGAUGCAAAAGGAUUUAGAAGAAAUGACUCCUUUACAUUUAACUACCCGCCACAAGAGUCCCAAGUGCUUAGCUUUGUUGCUAAAAUACAUGGCACCAGGCGAAGUGGAUACACAGGACAGAAACAAGCAAACUGCUCUGCACUGGAGUGCCUACUACAAUAACCCAGAGCAUGUGAAACUUCUUAUAAAACACGAUUCUAAUAUUGGAAUCCCUGAUAUUGAAGGCAAAAUCCCACUUCAUUGGGCAGCUAACCACAAGGAUCCAAGUGCAGUUCUAACAGUCAAAUGUAUUCUGGAUGCUGCUCCCACAGAAUCUUUAUUGAACUGGCAGGACUAUGAAGGACGAACCCCCCUUCAUUUUGCAGUUGCUGAUGGGAAUGUGGCAGUGGUUGAUGUCCUGACCUCUUAUGAAGGCUGCAAUGUGACAUCUUAUGACAACCUCUUUCGAACUCCUCUUCACUGGGCAGCUUUACUGGGCCAUGCACAGAUUGUCCAUCUCCUGUUAGAAAGAAAUAAGUUUGGAACCAUCCCAUCUGAUAGCCAAGGGGCAACACCCUUACAUUAUGCAGCACAGAGCAACUUUGCUGAUACAGUUGAAGUAUUUUUGAAACAUCCCUCUGUGAAAGAUGACUCAGACCUUGAGGGAAGAACAUCCUUUAUGUGGGCAGCUGGGAAAGGCAGUGAUGAUGUCAUCAGGACUAUGCUGAAUUUAAAAUUGGACAUUGAUAUCAACAUGGCAGAUAAAUAUGCUGGCACAGCAUUACAUGCUGCUGCCCUUUCUGGCCAUGUCAGCACUGUGAAAUUACUCUUAGAACAUAAUGCACAGGUAGAUGCAACGGAUGUAAUGAAGCACACUCCACUUUUCCGAGCCUGUGAAAUGGGACACAAAGAAGUGAUACAGACACUCAUUAAAGGGGGAGCAAGAGUAGAUUUGGUUGAUCAAGAUGGCCAUUCUCCCCUUCACUGGGCAGCUCUGGGUGGAAAUGCUGAUGUAUGUCAAAUUUUGAUAGAAAAUAAAAUCAACCCAAAUGUGCAGGAUUAUGCAGGUAGAACUCCCUUGCAGUGUGCUGCAUAUGGAGGCUAUAUUAACUGCAUGGUCGUAUUACUGGAAAACAACGCAGAUCCAAAUAUUCAAGAUAAAGAGGGAAGGACUGCUUUACAUUGGCUGUGUAACAAUGGCUACCUUGAUGCUAUAAAGUUGCUGCUGGGUUUUGAUGCUUUCCCUAAUCACAUGGAGAACAAUGAAGAGAGAUACACGCCACUUGAUUAUGCUUUGCUUGGAGAACACCAUGAGGUGAUUCAGUUUAUGUUAGAACAUGGUGCUCUGUCUAUAGCUGCCAUACAGGACAUUGCUGCCUUCAAAAUCCAAGCUGUCUACAAAGGAUAUAAGGUUCGAAAGGCUUUCCAAGACAGAAAAAAUCUUCUAAUGAAGCAUGAACAGCUGAGAAAAGAUGCUGCUGCCAAGAAACGUGAAGAAGAAAAUAAGAGGAAGGAAGCAGAGCUGUUGAAGGGAAUGCAGAACCUGGUACUCAAUAGGGUGCAAGUACAGCCACAUCCUGCAAAUAGAGAGAAGAGUAACAGAACUCCUAGCACUCCACAGCUGUCUAGUAAACAAAUUGAUGUGCAUAGUAACAGGCUUUUCUGCAGUAGCAUUGCUCAAAACCAGGCAGGGAAAAACAAUAGAGGAUCACCUGCAACCUCUCAAAACAAAACGACACCAAAGGAAAAAUGUCUGUCUGCAGAACUACCAGGUGAAGAUCACAAAAACAAAAAAGAAUUAUCCAGAAAACACACCAAAAGCAAGACAGCUUGUGUCCAUUUCCAUUGUGGUAAAGAAAAUGAUGGAGCCAAGGUUGAAGCCAACCAUCAAGUUGUGGCGGCUACAGAGUGGUAUGGUGAAAAGGAACAGUCUGCAAGCGCAAAAGGCUUAGCACAUGGCAACGAAAAGCACAUCCCUUGUUGUAACACAGCCAGUGCAGGGGAGAAAUUAUCAGAUCAAAGUCAAUCUAUAGCUGGCAACAGAAGCCAUUGUGAAGGAACAACAGGGCACUUGCAGAAUAUUAACUGCACUGAUGGAAACUCAAGGAAUUCAAGGCAGUGUGAAACACUAUCAAAAGGCAAACCGCGCAUGCUGAAAGCAAGAAAAAAAGAGUUAAACAGUGAGAGAUGUUCCCCAGCUGGCUCCAGUAGACCUGGAAGUGCCAAAAUGAGAUUUGUAAACAUCAGAAAUGACAGUUCACAUGCCGUAGUACAAACUAACAAUGUAGCAAAUAAUGAAUUAGCAAAAAAGACCUGCCCUUUACUGUCUAUCAAAGCAAUAACUACAAGACCUGUGCCAAGUGAUCCAGCAGCACACGCUAUUUUUGAUGAUAGUCUGAACUUGGAAAAAAUAGAUAUAACGGGGUCCAAGAAUGCAGAUGAUGGAUUAUGUUCCCAUCUCACAUGUCAGAGUAUGAAUAUUGAACUUAUCCCAUUAGAGAUACGUAUGCAGAUAAUAGAAAAGGAAAGAACAAGAAAAGAGCUAUUUCGGAAGAAGAACUAUGCUGCUACUGUUAUUCAGAGGACAUGGAGAAGUUACCAGCUAAGACAGAAGUUGGUCCAGCUUUUUAGUGCUGAGCGGCAAUGCAAAGAAGAUAAAGACAAAUGGAGACAAGAGACAGCUGCCUUUUUCAUCCAGGUCGCUUGGAAGAAACAGCUGAACCAUGGCCCUCUGAAAUCAGUGUCUUCAUGUAAAAACCUAAAAUCUGUAAAUAAAAGCAACUCAGCCAUAAAAACGAGCACGCAAUCCAUCCUUAAGCAGAUAUAUGGGCGCUCUCAAGAAGGAAAAGUUUGCCAUCCAGCAAGACCUUCUUCAAAGCAUAAGCUUUCUGAUGUGCACGUGAUCUCAGGUCUGGUUUCCAGGGUUGAGCAAGGAUUUAAAUGAAUUAGAGCUAAAUCCAUAGAACUGCAACAAAAUGCCAUCAUGACUGGAAGGUAAGACAUGAGGCCAGAGAAAAGGGAGCUAACCUAUUUACCAGAAAAGAGGGAGAUGCUGAGCAGUUUGUAAUUAGCUUCAAGAUCGCGAAGGCAAGGAAUGUCUUGAGAUGGCAGGACAGGGAGCAAUGGCUAAGGAGGAACGAGAUGAGAAUAGAAUUUGGGAACAAAUUCUCAACAAGCUCAAUCAGCUAACAGUGGUGGUAAAGCACUAGUCUGCAGUUAUUCAGCGACUGCUUAGACCGAUGGUAGCAGGGGUGAUGCAAUCAUUAGUUUUGCAAAAUCGGAGGGUCAGUUUGAACAGACAGAGUGGUCUCCUCUAGUCAUACCAGCUGUGGCUCAAAAACCAGACCACGCGUAGCUAACAAGCUGUCUCGAUUUAAAAUAUUUGGUGUUAGGACAAUAAUGAAAGAAAACUAAAAAUGUUCCUAGGCUCUUUUCUUGGUGCUCUCUGACUCGUUUAGAACUCUUCUCAAGUCCCAGGGUAGUCUCAAAGCAGCGCUGCCCUUGGAGUUACAUUAUAACGGUAGAUACAUUUCUGUCUCACAAGAGACAAACAUGCUCGCUCUUGCACUAUUUAAGAGAACACCUUUGGUCAUUUUCAAUAUAGCCUAGAAAGCUACCAGACAGGUGUUUAAUCUGCCACCUUUGCAUACUGAGUCAUGGAACUGCUGAAGAUAGAUUUUAAAACUUAGUGUUUUGCUUAGUUCUUUGGUUUUAGGGGCAACAAAUCUCUCUGCUUGUCUUUUAUGAAAUAGAAAGGCUUUCUUUUGCAGCUUUGAGUUGACUUUACCUUUCAUAACUUGGUGAUAAGUAGGAUAGUGAUAGGAACUUUGCCCAGUGCCUGUAGAACAGUACCUACUUUCAUUCACCUAAUAGGAGCUUAGGGAACUUUACCCCUGUCUUAAAGACAAUAACGUGUUUUUCAUCUGACGCCCUUCGUGCAUGACAUUAAGUUUGUUGGAAAAGUUCAGAGCUGUCAGUGGCUAAUGCCAGAAACAGUAUUUUUGACGUAGUUGUCUAGCGUAGGUCAAAAUGGACUCAUGUUUGAUUCAUUUCUCUGAGAAGGGUACAGCUGGGAAGGAGAAGAAUAUUGGUACUAACAAACAUUCUUGUGCCUUGUGAAAAAGUGUACGGUGACAAAUCUGCCAACUGGAGACUGGCAAAAACUAGUUUAACAUCCUCACUGGUGUACGCAGGCUGAAAAUUUUGGGAUGGGGACAAAAAAAAGUAUUGACAAGAGGCAGCUUCCACCCCAGGUGUGGUACAACAGCCAAGCCCUGGAAGGAAGCGCAGCCACUGCUCAACAAGAUUGGGGGAGAGGAACAUGGCAAAGGAUAAAAAUGGAACUUGCUGGAUGUUUUGAAAAAUCUAUUUUAGCCCAUGGGGAAGGGGAGAGAAAGCAGGGUUCCCCUGCCACCCCAGACCAUGUUUGACAAAUAACUGCAACCAGGAAGUAUUUGUUUAAAGUAACUGAUUGUAAAUGGCUGUCUUUUUAUCACAAUCUUGUGCACUUUUAUUCUUUAUACCAUCUUGUGGCAGGGAAGUUAUUUACAUAUUGCAUCAUGAACUAGGUAAAAAAAACACCACACCACUGUUUGUCAGAUAUAUAAUAUUUUGUACGUAUGAUAGGAAAUUCCAAACACCCGCUAGUUUUUCUACUUCGGAAGUCGGUUUUGCAGGGGUCAAGCUGGAUUCUGCUCUCGUAGUUCAAAACUGAGCAAGUCUAGAACAGUCAUGUGCACACUGUCAGAAGUUCUUGUUUUGUUUUCAAAUGAAAGGUUUGUAAAUCGUCAAGUCCCCACAAACAAUACUAAACAAAAUAUCUUGCUGUUUCCUGGGCAAUUUCAACAAACUAGCUGUUCAGUUGUCAGUGAGACGCCUGUCACCUGUAAACGUUUCAAUAAUUAGCUAGAGCAAGUCAGUCAAAGAGGUAUAGGCGCCUAAGUCACUUAAGUACUUUUGAAAAUUCUAUUUACAUAAAGUGCAGUAAUGAAUGUGCCUGCCUCCCUGGCUUACGAGAGAGCGAAACAGAACCAUGGACUCAGGCUGAGUUGUCAAGAAGGGUUUUGUUUCUGGCAUGCUGAUGAAAUUUUGGACAUUUCUGUUAAAUGGCCUUAUUUACACAACAAAGUAUUCAAAGUUUAUGCAUAUUUGAAGGCUAGGAUGCACAGCCGACUGCAGCUUUUCUUUAAAAAAAAUCAAUAUUACCCCAUAGAACUAACAUUUUUUGU